AUGGCUGCCGCCCUCCCCGCCAACUCCGAGGGCGAGGCCGAGCGCGGCGAACGAGGAGCCGACCCCAUCGCGGCGCGGCUGAGCCUGCGCAGCCGCGUCUCCGCGUGCAGCGAUGGGCGCGUCCAUGCGGAAAACAUGAUGCCGCCGCGCAUGCCGAACCGGGUAGCGACGCCCCAGGAUUCCGACUCGAACUCGGAGUCCUCGGAAGACGAAGCCCCCGUGAAGCCGGGCUCGGGGUCCGGGCAUCCGCUCACGGGGCUGCUGAAUCGCACCUCCAGCAACCUCUCGCCCAACGUCUCGGACUUCCACCGGGUCCUCGCCAGCCUCGCAGCCUUCCGCACGGAGCUGGCGAACAGCCAGAAGGCCACCCUGAAGCUGCUGGACGAAGAGCUCGAGAAGGUGAAGCGCUCCCCAGGCAUGGGCCCUGUGGCCCUGGCCCGCGGCAACUCGGGCUUCGGGCGGAAGAGCACCUUCUCCAACGCGGAGGCGGUCCCCCGGAGCGCCCACGGCUCCGAAGGCCUCAAGGAAGCGGAGAAAGAGGUGAAGCGCUUCUCCUUCUCCUCGCACUUCGCCAUUCUGCCCACGGUGCAACGGGCGCGCAAGAGGCGCAUGUCUUGGAUCCAGAAGACGACCCAGUUCACCCCAGAGGAGACUUCACCCAACCAGUCCGACUUGGACGCGCAGGCGGAUGUGAGCUGGGGCAAGGAGCAGAAGGACAAAGCAAGGAAAGAGGCCGAUGAUUACAAGAAGGGCGGACUGCUGACACAGCUGAACGACGAGACAGCCCGGGAGACAGUCCGCAGACGAGCUGCUUACGAGUUGGAGGAGCAAGCAGCGCAAGCGGCGCAGGCGGCCCAGCAAGCUGCAGAGAUGCAGCAGCCUACGGUGAAUACCGACAGCUUUAUGGCCAAAAUCGCCAUGCAUCCCUACUUCGAGCGCCUGACAAUGGCGGUGAUUUUCCUGAACGCAGUUUGGAUCUCCGUGGACAUUGAGUUCAACGACGCGGAUAUCUUGUCGGAGGCGGAUCCCGGCUUCAUCGUGGUGGAGAACCUCUUCUGCUCUUUCUUCCUCGUGGAGCUGAUUUUGAGAUUCUCCAUGUACGUCAGGACCUGGUAUGCGCUCACAGAUCCCUGGUACAUGUUUGACGUGUUUCUGGCCACCCUGAUGAUCUUCGAGACCUGGAUGGUGCCCCUGGCUGCGGCGAUGACGCAGGGCAAUCAGGACAGCAUCACCGGGGGCGCCUCGGUGCUUCGAGUGGCGCGGGUGCUCCGGGUGCUGCGCACCGCACGCAUGGCGCGUUUGGUGCGCCUCAUGCCGGAGCUGAUGAUUCUCAUCAAAGGAAUGAUGGUGGCCUGUCGCUCUGUGUUCUUCACCUUGGUGCUGCUGCUGCUCUUCACCUACGUCUUCUCGGUGGCCUUCGUCCAGUUCAGCCGCGGCACGGCCUUGGAGAACAAGCUCUUCAGCUCCAUGGGCACCGCCAUCUGGACGCUGAUCAUGAAGUGCAUUCUCACGGACCAGCAGCCCAUCGUGGAGGCGGUCGCAGAGGAGAGUUGGAUCAUGGCCAUGAUGCUGCUGGUCUUCAUCCUUUUCGGGUCCCUGACUGUGAUGAAUAUGCUCUUGGGCGUGUUGGUGGAGGCCAUCAAGACGGUGUCGACCAUCGAGCGUGAGCAGCUGGAGGUGGACUUCGCCAAGAAAUGCUUGUGGGAGAUGAUCGACAAAGGACAUGCGGACGAGGACGGCGACAACCGGAUUUCCGAGCAGGAGUACCGCAACGUCCUCCGAACCCCGCAGGCCAUGACGGCCUUGACGAGCCUCGGCGUGGAUGUGGAGGCCGCCUUGGACUACGGACGGCUCCUCUUCGAGGACGGCGAGCCGUUGACCUUCGGGGACUUCAUGCGGGGGAUUCUGACGCUGAGGGGCUCCAACCAGACCACGGUCAAGGACAUUGUGGAUCUUCGCAAGUUCACCGCGGACGAGUUCUCCCACAUCCACGAAGUACUGAGCGGCAUUUGCAAGUUCCUCGUGGCAGGCCGGAGAUGGGGAACCCCUCGGUUUGUGUUUGGUGUUUUCCUUUGUUUGGCCCAUCCCGGAAGAGUGUGUGCGUGUGUGUGUGCGUGUACUUGA
Molecule: messenger RNA, 2124 nt
Organism: Effrenium voratum
Lineage: Eukaryota; Dinophyceae; Suessiales; Symbiodiniaceae
Source: the annotation of a GenBank genome assembly